Spirodela intermedia is the source of this 866-nucleotide messenger RNA. The record is from the annotation of a GenBank genome assembly. Lineage: Eukaryota; Viridiplantae; Streptophyta; Magnoliopsida; Alismatales; Araceae.
AUGGAAGAACUUAAAGAGCUACGUAAUGAAGCUUAUGAGAACUCUGGCAUUUACAAAGCCAAACUCAAAGCUUUUCAUGACAAGAAUUUAAGUUGUAAAUCAUUUUAUGAAAAUCAAAAGGUUUGGUUAUACAACUCACAAUUAAAAUUAUUCUCUAGCAAACUCAAGUUUUGAUGGGAUGGCCCUUACACUAUUGUGCAGAUCUCUAAUUGUGGAGCUGUUUUAAUUCUCAACCUUCUUGUCUUAGUAGCAGCUGCUGACUGUCGUAGAAGAAUUUUUUUUAUUUUGAUCUUUUAUUUCUAUUUUUUUUUAUGUAGCAUAUGUUGAGCUGUUUUCUUUUUACUUUCUUUUGCAAAGGUCACUAUGUUAAGCUGAAGUGGAUCUUCCUCAGCCAUCAAAAUGGGUUUGGUACCCUUCACCCCUCAUUUUAUUUCUCUUUCUUUCGUAGUGCAUUGAGGACAAUGCAUGAUUCUAUUUGAAGGGUUGGUACAAUACUAAGGUAAGAAAUGCACGAGUUUAUUAUGCUUCAUACUUUUCAAAACUCUCUUAAAUCAGAGCACAAACUUUGAAAAUUUUAUUUUGGUGAAUAGAAAUAAUAUUGCCCUGAUUAUGAAUGUAUAGAUCAAAUUUCAUUGAUUACUAGCAAAAUUUCAUGUAGGCAUAUUUCUAUAUUGGAAUUAGUAUAGUAAAUUGCAUCCUGUCUUACCAAAUCAAAACAUAUUUUUUUGAACUGUAUUAGAGCUAGCUGAAGUAUUUUUGAAUCAUUGGUCAGUGCUUUUGUGCAUUGGUUGGUGGGAUUGAAGCUACAAGUUAAACUUUUGUGCAUAUAAACCAAGCAUGACAAAGAUUCAAAAAAAAAAAGCUAG